Messenger RNA from Sarcophilus harrisii (Tasmanian devil), 4600 nucleotides. It is a transcript of the gene SLC22A4, whose product is annotated as solute carrier family 22 member 4. Gene Ontology annotation, biological process: carnitine transport; transmembrane transport. The coding region runs from base 190 to 1851 and encodes 553 amino acids. The transcript is spliced from 10 exons. The record is from RefSeq and is a predicted model, not a curated record. Gene Ontology annotation, cellular component: membrane. Lineage: Eukaryota; Metazoa; Chordata; Mammalia; Dasyuromorphia; Dasyuridae. Gene Ontology annotation, molecular function: ATP binding; transmembrane transporter activity.
GCGGCCGACCAAUGCUACCUCCCUGCGGCCAGGGCACCGCAAGGGAAGGAGGCUGGAGGAAGAAGCCCAUUGGGAAGGCCCCGCCUCGCUAACCCCCUCCCCACCCCGCUGCGGGGCUUCAGUCAAUAAAGGCGUUACAUCUCCUAGUCUUUUUCUCCCGGGGACUUCCUAUCUCCCUAGAGCCGCGCCAUGCGGGACUACGACGAGGUGACAGCCUUCCUGGGCGAGUGGGGGCCCUUCCAGCGCCUCAUCUUCUUCCUGCUCAGCGCCAGCAUCAUCCCCAACGGUUUCAAUAGUAUGUCCAUAGUGUUCCUGGCGGGGGUCCCCGAGCACCGGUGCCGGGUGCCCGCCUCGGCCAACCUGAGCAGCGCCUGGAGAAACCAGAGCGUCCCGCGGCACCUGCAGGACGGCCGCGAGGUGCCCAGCAAGUGCCGGCGCUACCAGCUCGCGGCGCUGACCAAUUUCUCGGCCCAGGGGCUGGUGCCCGGCAGGGACGUGAACCUGAGCCAGGUGGAGCUGGAGCCCUGUCUGGACGGCUGGGAGUACAGCCAGGACACGUACCUGUCCACCAUCGUCACCGAGUGGAAUAUAGUGUGUGAUGAAAACUGGAAACCUCCACUGACAACUUCAUUGUUCUUUGUGGGCGUGCUGAUGGGAUCCUUCAUAUCAGGACAACUCUCAGACAGGUUUGGCAGAAAAAAUAUCCUCUUUGGGACUAUGGCUGUGCAAACCGGUUUCAGUUUCCUGCAGAUCUUCUCCGUCAACUGGGAGAUGUUCACUGUGCUGUUUAUCAUCGUGGGCAUGGGUCAGAUCUCCAACUACGUAGUGGCCUUCAUAUUAGGAACAGAGAUACUUGGCAAAUCAGUUCGUAUUAUAUUCUCUACAUUAGGAGUUUGCAUAUUUUUUGCAAUUGGCUACAUGUUGCUGCCACUGUUUGCUUACUUCAUCAGAGACUGGCGGAUGUUGCUACUGGCUCUGACCGUGCCGGGGGUGCUGUGUGUCCCGCUGUGGUGGGUUAUUCCUGAAUCCCCACGAUGGCUGAUAUCUCAAGGAAGAUUUGCAGAGGCAGAAGAUAUCAUCCAAAAGGCUGCAAAAAUGAAUAAUGUGACUGCACCAGUCAUAAUAUUUGAUCCUUUGGAGUUCCAGGAGUUAACUCCCCUAGAACAGCAAAAGACAUUCAUCCUGGAUCUAUUCAGAACUCGUCACAUUGCCAUAAUCACCAUCAUGUCUUUGAUGCUGUGGAUGCUUGUGUCAAUAGGUUACUUUGGUCUCUCUCUCAACACUCCUAAUUUGCAUGGAGACGUUUAUCUGAAUUGUUUUCUAUCUGCUGCCAUUGAAGUUCCUGCCUAUGUGAUAGCCUGGCUGCUGCUCCGAAGCCUACCCCGACGAUAUAUCAUUGCUGGGACACUUUUCCUAGGUGGAGGGGUUCUCCUUUUCAUUCAACUGGUACCUACUGAAUACUAUUUCCUGUCCACUUCCUUAGUGAUGCUAGGAAAGUUUGGAAUCACCUCUGCAUUCUCAAUGCUCUACGUCUUCACAGCUGAACUCUACCCAACCCUUGUCAGAAACAUGGCUGUGGGUGCUACUUCCAUGUCCUCCAGAGUGGGAAGUAUCAUUGCUCCUUACUUCGUUUAUCUUGGUGCUUAUGACAAAAUCCUGCCCUAUGUUCUUAUGGGCAGCCUAACAGUGCUUAUUGGCAUUGUUACCCUGCUUUUCCCAGAAAGCCUUGGAAUGGCACUACCAGAAACCUUUGAACAGAUGCAGAAGGUAAAAGGUUUCAGAUCCAGGAAAAAACCGAGGAACUCCACUGGAAGAGAGGAGACUCCUAAGGUUCUCAUAACUGCGUUCUGACCAACUUCUGUGACAUUUAGUAAAUGGAGAUCUCUGAGACUGAGGAGAAACCAAAGCAUAUUCUGACAGAAAGAAUUACCUGAUGGAAAACACAAAGAGCAUCCCAUAUUUGCCAUGUGAUAAACUAAGGUGCUGCUAUUUCUGAUGCCUUGUCUUGUCAACCAGAAUCAAAAUAUGUUUCCAUAGAGUUCUCAAAUGCAAUGACUUUAUUUAUGUCUGUGAAGGAGGUCCACAAUGCUUUUUGAGGACAUGAUAACCAAGAAAUGAAAUGCUCAGGGUGUCUCACUUAUUUUUAGACAUACAAAUACCACUCACAUCAGAAAUGUUUUGCAUUCCUAUCUUAGAAGUUAAAGGCAAGGCUAUAGUUUUGGGUACUGAGAGAUAUUUGGGGUUUUAUUUAUUUUUUUCAGUCAAAGCUUAAUUCCCAAUGGAGUCAUUUCUGAAGCAAAAAUAUUUGGCAUUCUCUGUAAGAUAGAUAUAAUUUUGUAAUAUUCCUACCCCCAAUGUUUGAUGUAUACUAAUGUAAAAAAUUUUUAUCCUAAUAUUUGAAGAUAUUUUUUAAAACAUUAACUCUGCUUCCCAGAUACCCCUCUUAAGAUAGACUAAUGGCAAAAGUCUUUAUGAUUGUAAAGGUAAAUUGUAGAGGUAAAGAAGCUGGUCAAAGAGACCCAUCUGCCAUCACCCCCACAAUAGAGCUAGAAGGAUAUUCUUUGGCCCCAGUACCAGCAUCCUCAUGCAAAGUAUCCUCAUGAAAACUCCAAAUUUUUCAGUAUUCCUUUUGAAUAUGAGAAUUAUUCUGUUGUACUAGACUUGUUUACAAAUCAGAUAUUUCUAUUGUAUGUUAGGAAAAGUUUAAAAUAAAAGUGCGCUACCAAGUCAUCUUAUUGACAUGGAUAUUGCCACACUAGUAUUCAUUUGUUUGUGACAAUAAUCUGACCUAAGCAUGCUUUAAAAUGGAAUCUGGUAGAAUAGGUUUUGGGUUUUUAAAAAAUCAUUAAAAACAUCUCUUUUCCAGAAAUAGGUUCUCUGUUUCUGAGCACUACUGUUCAGAUGUGCCCCCAUCUUUCCCAUUGUAUAUUGUCAGUGACAGGCAUCAUGAUUUAGGGUAAAUUGACUAAAUUAACACUCCUGUUAAGAUGCAAAAAUUUGUGUUUAAUGUAGGCUAGCCUACACACUUAAAAAUCAGACUGGAAAUGUUAAUGUUCCUGCUCAAUCUUUACAUGACACUGUCUCUGAACAAAUUCUGGUUAUCUAAGUAUUGUCUAUAUACAUUCCUCUUUAAAAUGCUUUUUUCUGAAGAAAAAUAGAAAAACACUUGAAGCAUCAUUGCAAUAAGCUGAUUCAUCUUAAUCCCCACAAUUUGUGAUAUUAUAGAGUAUAUGAAGUAAACCACUAAUGACCACAAGUUUUUUUUCCUUAUGUUUUCUGUGGUUCCUGAAAAGAAUUUUCUUUGACAGAAAAAUUUCUAUGUUAAAAAAACCACUGUUGGUAACUAGUUUUUUGAUAUAUCUUCAGUGGCUCUUGAAAAGAAUUGUCCCUGUCAAGGAAACUUUCCAGAUCUAAGUGCUUUUCAAAGAAACUUUUGGCUUGGCAUCUAAACAAGUUUUUUUUUCAUCAUUUAAAUAUGCUCAUCUCAAAAUCUUUGACACUAAUAUCAAUUAGCCUUCUUAAAAGAGAACUUGUCAGAGGGUGCUAUUGUUUGUUAGAUAUGCAUAUAAAUGCAUAUAUAUAUAUAGAGAGAGAAGCAUUGAUGCACUGAACCUAUUGCACAAUAUUACAAAUGUAAUUUUAAACAUAUUAUUUUAUAAAUCUCAUGGCCCUUAUGGAGCAAAAAAUUCCGAUAAGCAUUUUUAAAUGUUUGGUAUUGUGGGGGUUCUCUCCCUAUUUUCACUCACUUAUUUUAUCAUUUAGUCUCAUAUAUUCUAGGACAAAAAAAUCUGUCUCUUCUGGGCCUGAAAGCUCAAGCAUUUACUAAGUACAUUUGAUAGGGAUGUAUUGUAUAUAUAAUAACUGUCAAAUAGCAAAGAAUUUAUUUGGUAACAUCCCUAUGAUACUGUUUCACUUAGUGUUUUUUUAAAUUAUGAUUUGCUCCCUGAAAAUUAUAUAUGAUCAAAAAUAUGAAGUGGGACUGAGAAGAAUUUUUGGAAAGGUCAUAAUGUAUUCCCUAGUUAACAAUGACUUGAAUUUUAAACUGUUAAUGAUUUCAAGAUGGUACUAUAUAUAUAUAUAUAUAUAUAUAUAUAUAUAUAUAUAUAUAUAUAAAUAAAUGCCUUAAACUUUCCUGUAUUCUUCAAAGAUUAUAAAUAUUCUAGCAGGAAGGGACCUAGGGAUUACCUGAUCCAGUCCCUUCAUUUUACAGAUGAAGAUACUGAGACAAAGAGUUGUGACUUGCCCAGUCACACAGCUAAAGGCUAAAAGAGACCCUACAGUUUAUCUAGUACAACCUUCCCCUCUCCCAUUCUACAAAUGGGUAAACUGAGGUCUAGAGAGGUGAAGUGAUUUACCAAAGUCCACAUAGCUAAUGAGUAUCUAAAAUGGGAUUAAAACCUGAUUCUAAGGCCAAUAAUAUCUACUGCAAUGCACUGUUGGCGCAACUGGGAUUCAAACCAUCGUUUGAUUCCAAGGACAGACAUCACUAAGAAAUUAUUUUAUUUCAUUAUAACCAUCUUUUGCUUUCUUUGGAAACAUCUGUUGCUUUGUAUUUGAACAUUUGAUAUUACAAAUUAGUAAAGAGUAAAAUGUUUCUAUU